Teleopsis dalmanni is the source of this 5826-nucleotide messenger RNA. It is a transcript of the gene bif, whose product is annotated as serine-rich adhesin for platelets. Gene Ontology annotation, molecular function: microtubule binding. Lineage: Eukaryota; Metazoa; Arthropoda; Insecta; Diptera; Diopsidae. Gene Ontology annotation, cellular component: rough endoplasmic reticulum membrane; nuclear membrane. The coding region runs from base 34 to 5739 and encodes 1901 amino acids. Gene Ontology annotation, biological process: chemotaxis; neuronal signal transduction. The record is from RefSeq and is a predicted model, not a curated record. The transcript has 7 exons.
UUGUAAAUUUUAAUAUUACAAAAAAUAAAAAAAAUGGCUGCAUCGACAUGUAACUUGGAUUCAACAGAAACGGAAACUGCACCAGAACGUCCAAACAAUUUAUUCAAACACAAUGAGAACACAAAUAAAGACAAUGCUAAGCAGCAAUCAAAAUGCAUAACCACAUCCGCCUCUGCAGGAAUUUCACCAAGCACUUCUUCAUCUUCAGUUACAUCGGCAACGUCGCCAACAUCCUUUCUACCAGAGAUGCCACAAUGGAAGAAAGACUUAAUACAACGACGUAAAUCAAAUGUUGCACGUACAACGGCUGCAGCAUCUGCAAUUACUCCAACCGCAAAUUCUCCAACUGCUAUACCAUCAUCAUCAUCAUCCUCAACAUUACAAUCAUCACCAGUUAAAACAACAGCAACAACAACAACUGGGGAAUCACGUUCAGUAAAUGACCAUGCCGCAGGAACUUAUCCAGUGGUGAGAAGUGAAGAAAAUAAUACAACCAAAGCAAAUAAAACUAGUCAACAGUCAAAUGCAGAAGCGCAAAAUACAGCUGAAGAGUUAACAAAUAUGCCGGCUACCAACACAGAUACAACACACAUAUCACCGACUACAAUCGCCAACAGCAAUAGUAGCUGGAGCAGCGACAAUUUAAACAUUAAAUCCACAAUUUCAACACCAACUAAAGAGAAGUCUGAGAAAUUUAUUGGAGGUCAUUACACGCCGCAGGUAAACAAAACUGAUCUAAUAGAUCAAAAUCAGCAACAGCAGCAACAGCAACAACAAUCUGAACCACAAUUGUCUCCAAUAAAAUUGGCAACAGAAAACACAGCACUACCAAUACCAAAGCAGAGAUCAUCAGUGAAUAUGACAUUAAAAAGUCAUACCAAAGAAACAACAGAAGAAACGUCGAAUUCUUUUAAAACUGUAACUCUACAAGAAUAUGCCACCACCAAAGAGAGUGAAGUAUUUCAACAGCAGUUUAAUAGCAACACCACCACGACCACCGCAAAAACAGCACAAAUGUUGAAAAUCAAACAACAACAAGAAGAAAAACAAAUGGACACAACAAUAGAAGAAACAACAACAACGACGACGACAACUCGUUUAACAAGUUCUUCUUCAACGUUGAGAGAGCAAGAAUUCUCAAAAAAUAACGAAGUGCAUAAAGUUGUGGAACUUAACACAAACACAAGUGGAACAUAUUCUGCACAACAACAGCAACAACAGCAGCAACAGCAACAACAACAUUGUGCAGUAAUUCAAUCCACAACGACACCAACUGGAGCAAACACACCGCUACAGCAAAAUUCGUAUCAGUCGAAUUUGAAAUACGAGAGCGAGCGGUCGUGGGUAGGUAAUAGUAGCGCGUCUAUUUUGACGCCAGUUAGUGAAAAGACUACUUCACCAAUUUCAAUACCAGUUGUGUGCGGUAAAAUUUCAAACAAAUUACAAAACAAUCAGUUCAUAAAAAAUCAACAAGCGACGUGCUCAACUGCUUCCGUAAAAUAUUUAAAACAUAAAUCGUACUCUGUGCAAGAAAAUACUGCAAAUAGCGCCUCAUCUGUAACUGGUUCCCCCACCAAGACGUCAGCUAAUACGGCUAAUACUUGUGCAAUCAAAAAGAAAAUGGUUGCCGUGCAAGAAAUGAAAAAACAAAAUGCCAGCCAUCAACAACAGAUUAUUGGUGCAACAGCAUGCACACGAAAUGGUCGCAAUCAAGAAAGCCACGAUGACAAGACUGAGUUCGAUCCUAGCGAGGACUUGAGUUAUGGCCCUGGCAUUGUGUCCAAGCUACGUUGCCGUUAUUUGAGUUUAGCUUUGAGCCAAUCAAAGGAGAAACAAAGACACUGUUUGGAUAACUUACGUAGAGCUACAAGUCUGAAUAAUUUGCUUGAUCGUGAUGAGCCUAAUGAUGAUGAUGAAGAAGAAGAAGAAGAGGAAGAAAUGGAUGUUGAAGAAGAAAAAACAGAUGUUGAGUUUAGAUUGAAUAGAGAUAAGUCAGUAGUACCAGUAGAAGGUGAUGGUAAAAUUAGGUCGGGCAUAUUAAAGCAUACAAAUGAUACAAACAAUCAGGAAACAUUAGUUAAUAAAAAAACUGCAACUUUUCAGCAGUACGGUAGCAAAAAUUAUUCCAAUACGAAGGGAGUUACAUCGCGCAUGUCGCAUUCGCAAAAUGGUAAUAAUGCCACAACGACGGGCGCUUCGGUUACAGAUUCAAAUAAUCGUUCUCGGCAUUUAAAACGCGGUAACGAUUCACUUAAACGUGCGCGUUCGGUAGAAGCUUUACUUUGUGAUAAAACUCCCUGGAAUGUUAUAGUAAAUCGUACUAGUUUGAAUACAAUAGACAACAAGCAAUCCGCACCAACAUGUGUUACGAUUGAGGAUAAGAUUAAUAAUGCACGUGAAAGACUUAUAAUGGGAACUGAUAUAAUGCCGCCAAAACGUUUAACAUCUAUUAUUGAUGAUACAGAACGACCACCACCGGAUUUGGUGAAACAAACCCUUAAAAUGUUUGAAGCAACUGCCAAUAGACGUCCACGUCCAACACGCACUAAUAGCAAAGGCGAAGUCGCGAAUAAAGUGGCAAAUUAUAAAACAAUUAUUAAUGAAAAUAAGCCACCUAUUGUGUAUCCGAAACCGACUAGCCCUACGAAAAAACUGGGCACACAAACUAAAAUAGGUACGAAACCAGUGAUGGCUGCAGAUCUCUUAGGUAGUCCAGUUGGCCGCAAAGCCACAGCUACAGUUACUGGAACAAUAAACACAAGCACACCAGAAAAUCAAAAUGCACUUCAAACGCCAAAAUUCAAAACUGGAAACAACAAUAUGGAACAAAAUAUAACAAGCGUCUUAUCAGACAAUUCACCUGAUAUUAUUCCAAGGCAAAAGCUUUUAAUUGAAAAAAGCGAUAUAACGAAUGUGGUAGAUUCGCCCGUUACUGCUUUAACCAAAAAGCUUGAAAAGCUGUGUAUCGAAGCUGAUAAACAAACAAAACAAAGCAGCAGCGUCACAACAAAGGAAUCCCAAAACAAACAACAGCAGCUACAACACCAACAACAACAAUACCAUCAACAACAACAAUCGCUACAAAGCAAAUUAUUAUUAACAGCCGAACUUAACACAGACGAACACAUCGCUGAGAACAACGACGGCGGCAACAAGUUUGUAGGUGGUGACGCAGCUGCUAUAAUUGACGAUAAGAACGAUCGUACGUCUGCUGGUGUCGCGGAAGACCGCGAAACUGCUCAGACAGGAACUGCUUCGACUAGUAGUGAUCACAGCGACGACGAAUACGGUCUUACAAAGCGUGUUACGAAAACGGCGCUCGAUAAUAUUGCUAAAGCUGGUACGACACAACAAUUUAAAUUUGCUGGUCAAACACUAAAUACAACAACAAAACAUAGUAAUAUAAUAAACGGUAGCGGUAGCGGUAGCGGUAGUGAACAUAUAAAUCCUGAAAUACCGACAUCAGUACUAAAUGCGGGCAAACAAAUCGGUAUAAUACGACCAAUAUUAACCUCAAAUAGUGCCACUGUGGCAGCGUCAACAUUGCCAACAUCAACAAAUAUCAAUAAUCAGCAACAACAUAUGGAAACAUUACGGCAACAUUCCAAUUAUACAACAUCUAUAAACUCAAAUCAACAGUUAACAAGCCGUGAAAUCGAGAAGAAUCGCAUUAAUGAAAUGAAAAAGUGCGCAUCAGUAGAUGCAACACAUGCUGUAAAUGCUUCGACAGCAACUGCAUGUGCCACAACUAGUCUAGAUACCGUGAUAAAUACAAACACUGGCAAAGCAAUGUCCGGCUCAUCCGCGAACGCUUCCGGUUUUAAUGAAUUAGAUUCUGUUAAAUCAACAACGUCGAAUAGUCCACUAUGGCCAUUACGCAAAAAAAGACAACCCGCUGCUCCUGAGAAUACAUCAAUGGUUUUCAAUUUUUCAAAUCGUAAAGAGGUACCAGAUUAUAUAGAAAAUGAGGUGAUCAUUCGCACAAAACGUGAAAUGCCCAAGCCGAAUGAGUCUGGCUUUGUCCUACUUGGUGAUGUCUCAUUAGAAACAUCCACAGAUUGUGAUUAUGAUGAAUUCUCCAUGGGACCACCGUCACCAUGUGACGUGGAGUUUGAGAAUGCCAACAUCGUUAUUGAUGGAAAAUCUAGUAUUCGUAAGAAAUCCAAAGAAUCAAUGCCGAAUGAGUCUGGCUUUGUCCUACUUGGUGAUGUCUCAUUAGAAACAUCCACAGAUUGUGAUUAUGAUGAAUUCUCCAUGGGACCACCGUCACCAUGUGAUGUGGAGUUUGAGAAUGCCAACAUCGUUAUUGAUGGAAAAUCUAGUAUUCGUAAGAAAUCCAAAGAAUCAAUGCAUCAUGUACAAUUCAAUGAUACACUUACCUCCACAUUUGAAUACCCCUCUGAGGCAUCGUUAAUUCUAGAUGAUUCGUAUAAUGAUCAAUGCACUGAUGAUGACUUAAUAAAUCCUUAUGAUAAUCUAUCAUUAGAUCUAUCAUUAGACGAUGUUACCGACUCCCCCGCGUAUCGUCAUCAUCAUGUUGCGGUCGAUGAAAUCAUACCAUUGCCAACACAACAUGUUGCACCUACCAAUGCAGCAGUAAAUACAUCAAACACGCCAACUAAAAAUAUACUGGGUAAUUUGCCACUAGAUUACCCAAAUCUAGCAAUGGGUACAAUGUUACAACUGCCACAACAAGAACAACAGCAAAGCGAACAACAGGAACAACAAGUCGAGUUAGAAGAGAACCGACAACAGUUCAAACAACUACAACAAGUUGAAAAACCUGCACAGCAACCACAACGUCCUACAAAUCUGCCAUUACCUUUUCUAUUGCCGAACACAACUCUACCUAGAGGCACUGAAAUGCUAACAGAUUCUGCCAAUACGAUUUUAAGUCCUACAUCUAAAUAUCAGUCACAAGUAGAUAUUCCAACAGAAGUUCCUAAAACUAAACAAAUUAAACUAGAAACAGAAGAGUCCGUGUUACAACGAGACAACACUACAACGAAUAUAAAUUUUAAAACUAAGCCUACAACAAUAAUGGGACCAACAAAUUUCGAACGUUUAGUACCCAACUAUAAGCCACCGAUAUUACACGAUUUUAAACUGGCAAGUUCACAUAAAGCGCCAUUAAAAAUUUUGCCAAUUGGUAACAAUUCUACAAAUAUUUUCGAAACAACAACAAAUACCGAAAUUAAAACAAAUCGUAAAACUCCUACCGUUUUAAGUAAACCCAAAUACGCAUGUUUCUUAAAAAAUGACUUAGAAGAAUCAAAAUCUUCUUUCGUCACACGUACACGUAGCAAUGAAUUUUGUAAUAACUCCAGUGGCAACAGCAUAAAUACUACAACAUCUGCUACAUUUACUACACCUAAUAAAUUAGUACGAAAUAUCGGUACUACAAAUAUGGUAAAACAGAGAUGUGCCUCAUUCUCUUUCGGUAAUCAAACCAGUUGCCAAGAUACAAAUACAAAGAGUUUAAAAAUCUAUAAAUUACCGUCUAUUGACUCUGCUAUAACUAUUUCUACUAAUACAAAUACUACUAUUUCUACUACUAUUAGCACUACUUCUACUGCCACUAAUGCAACUCUUUCUUCAGCAACUUGCACAAGCAACUCAGCUUUUAAUUCGAAUAAUUCUAAUUAUUCUACUACUUCUACUGCACCUCUAACCAUGUCAAAUGCAUCUUGUACUCUACUGCGUUCGCGAAUUCCCGGAAAUACCCUGUAUUUUGUUUAAAUAUAUAAAUGCUCGGCGCCACUUGGUUUAUACACUCCCAUCAAAGCACCUAUUGAUAAUACGUUUCAAUUAGGCAUAACACGUGCA